Exophiala viscosa is the source of this 1354-nucleotide messenger RNA. RefSeq lists its product as uncharacterized. The coding region runs from base 234 to 1103 and encodes 289 amino acids. Lineage: Eukaryota; Fungi; Ascomycota; Eurotiomycetes; Chaetothyriales; Herpotrichiellaceae. The record is from RefSeq and is a predicted model, not a curated record. The transcript has a single exon.
GUUUCCCAGUCACCGGUCGCGUUAUAUGGUGGAAAGCGCACCUAUCUUUCGUAUUCAGCAUCACGAGGCGUACUUUGUGAGGCAGAGCACUGCGACGCCUUGCAGUCAUGAUGGUUGCCGCAUCGUGGCCUCAGUUGAAUGGUAUGCCAGCAAAUAAACCUCUCCAUCUCCCGUCUUGCUUGCUGUAAUCGUUCAAAUCUGGAUUUAGCUACCCGAUCUAUAAACUCACGGGAAUGCCUCCUUUUUUCGCUAACGCUCCUCAUAAAAAGACAGGCUCCAGCAGCAUAGGAGGCAAUCCUAUUCCUGUUAGGCUCCGUCCUGUCGAUAAACGGAGACCAGAGCCGGUGGCAACGUCGAGAAGGCCAAGGGACGAGUGGGACGACGACUCAAUCACCUACUCUGAGGGAAGUGCGAUAGUGGAUCCAGUGCUCGUCUCACAAGCUAUGGGGAAAAGCCCCCAGGACGUCCAGAUGCCACGACGCCCGGAGAAAGAUUUCGUUGGAGUCAAUCGUCCUACGGAGAAACCAAAAAAACAUACCAAAGUUGGACGGCCCGUCGAAGAAUACGGGAAAGACGAAUACGACCACCAGACGCCAUAUGAGGAUCCGCCAUCAUAUAUACCAUUCCUGCCUGUCUAUGAGUAUUGCCGACUUUUGCAAAAACGUGGAGCGACCGUCAGAUUCUCUGCGGCCACUGUGAGAGACGCGCCACUGAGCUAUCUCGAUGGCCCACGGCCUUCUAUCUCCGAGCACCUCAACUCAGAGGAUCAUCGUCCCGGUGCACAAGAAGUCCAGGCCAUCAACGAUGCUUUGACAGUCGUGCUCAACUGCGGAGCGGACGUCGAGUUCCGUUCCUUGUUGCCAGAACAGCAACACCAACAGUUUCGAUGCCGCACCUGCCCAAAAACAUUCAACAGCCAAGGAGAGGAUCAGCAACAUCGGGAGACAGGACGCUGCGUGUGCGACCAUUGCGGACAGAAGAAUUUUGGGUGCCGAGGCCUCUAUGAGGCACACAUGAGAGAUCAUGAGCGGCUAGUCCAACAGCGAAUGAACAAUACCAACUACACUCAGCCUGAAAUGCGAAGGGCCCGUGGUGAAUAUUAGGUCUUCACCGUCAAGAGUCUGCUUUUCGAACGUCCUCAGACACCAUCGUUUCGUUUUAUACUCGAGACGUCAACACGGGUUGCUUUAACUAUUUCAUCACUUGUAUUACCGCGUUCAAAAUGUCGUCGAUCUCUUGAUAGCACUUGGGUUCUCACUUUGGGAAACUCCGUAAUGACUAGGGGGAAUCAGGUGUGAGGAGCUCUCCUUUACACACACCUACAGUACUUAGACAUGGGUUUGGCUAUACAAAG